Thlaspi arvense is the source of this 807-nucleotide messenger RNA. NCBI's taxonomy places the organism in Eukaryota, Viridiplantae, Streptophyta, Magnoliopsida, Brassicales, Brassicaceae. The record is from the annotation of a GenBank genome assembly.
AUGCAUACGAAUAAUGACAUACCACCAGGAGCUGUUAGAUCUAGAAGCACUUCAGGUCCACCCACACCACCAGGAGAUUUUGGAUCUACAAGUGCUUCAGGUCCUGUCAUGCCACCAGUAGCUGUUGGACCUACAAGUGCUGGAGCUGCAAAUAACUACACCCACAUGACCCUAGAAGCAUUAAUGAAUGCUCCCUCCAGAGAGUUUCAGCCACAUCUGCAUCCAAGAAAACUCAAUGGGGCUUUAUGGCAAAUGGUCGAGUUUGGUCUUGAUGAACCACCGCCUUACAUCAAUCUCGUGCGGAAGACACACAUGCGAUCAGAUAGAUGUUUCAUUAAUGGUAGAUCUGAGACUCUUGUCCUUGAACACAGUAUGACAAGUCAGGGAGAGUAUACAGAAUUGGCAGUGUGCAGGCGAAAUUUCAUUUUGACCAAGUCAAUCCAUGCAUCUCUUACACACAGCGUGGACAUGGACAUGCGUAUCUCCAGUUUGGAGGCUCGUUCUGAAUCUGUCAACAACAAUGUUGAAACUCUCAAGUCAAACAUGACUGAAUUUAAACAAGAUGUGGUGGCGAUGAAGGGUGAGUUGAAGGAAGAGUUGGCCACGGUCAUGAAUGAAAUCGUGGCCGUACUAAAUGUAUUCCUACAAAAGGUUGAAACCACUCCUCCUCCUCCUGCUGCUGCCCCUACGCCUUCUCCUCUUUUUGCUAAAGCCUCUACACAUUUUUCUCCUCUUGUUAAGACCACAAACCCGACUCAAGAACAAUCCCCACUAGAUAAGUGGUGUGCUGCUUUAUUAGGAGAGUAA